Paramecium sonneborni is the source of this 468-nucleotide messenger RNA. NCBI's taxonomy places the organism in Eukaryota, Ciliophora, Oligohymenophorea, Peniculida, Parameciidae. The record is from the annotation of a GenBank genome assembly.
AUGGAGAUAUAAAAUUAUGGAAUUGUGCUUUAGGAACGUUAAAAUUAUAAAACACUUUUAAGUGCAUAAGAAAGAUUUUAAAUGUUUAAUAGCUUUAUUUUUGGCUCUGUUGAUCAAAACAAUUAUCUGUUCUUAAAUGAGCAAGAAAACUAAACUAAAAGGCUUUUUUAUACUGAGAUUUAUUUAUAAUUAUUUGGAAUCCAAGUAAUAAUAUUGAUAUUUCCUAUUCAAUAUUCACUAGCUUUUUAUUAGACUAAGUAAAUAAUUUAUGAAUUUCAACCAAAUUUUCUAAAGAAGCUCAAUUAUCAUAGGUUUACAUUAUUAAAAAUAUUUUAAAUAAUGAUCAAUUUAUCUGGAUAACUGGAAGUAAAAAAAGGGAUAAACUCUUUGUAUUUGAGUUAAAAAAGAAACCUUUUCAGAAAUUUUGGAGAGAGAAAUACAAUUAAUUAAAAAUAAUUAGGUAAAUGA